AUGGAGCUCGAUGAGAAUAAUAAUAAUGCCAGCAAUAAUGCGAGAAGCAACGAAUGCUGCACUAAACGUUUGGCGUCCCGUUGCCCUAGCAGUAGCCAAACGCUCCAGUCGUUGUACGAUCUAAGGCAGAACAACUUGUUGUGCGAUGCUGUCAUUAGACUCGAGGACGGUGGAGUAUUUUCUAUUCAUCGGGCGAUACUGUCUGCCUGCAGUGCGUACUUUAGAACGCUAUUCACGACGACGCUGCACAGCGAAAAACGAACGGAUUUCCUGAUCCCCAACGUGAACAGCCACGACAUGAAUCAGCUGUUGGAUUACGCAUAUCUGCACCGACUAGACGUCAACAAAGCCAACGUGUGCCAGCUCCUCGUAAGCGCAGAUUACUUGGACGUACUCGGUGUCCUCGAGCUGUGCUGCGAUUAUCUCAAGCGAAAUCUCGUGCCCGAGAAUUGUAUUGGCAUUAUGCUGUUCGCCAGGGAACAUUUUUGCCAAGAGCUCGAGGAGGCGGCGCGCCGGUACAUCUGCAAGAAUUUCGUAGAGAUUGCCGAAACAAGCUCGGAGAUACUCACGCUGUGCGUGGCUGACCUGAAGGCAUUAAUCAGCGCCGACGAGUUGAACGUGAAAAACGAAGAAGAUACGUGGGAGCUGGUUCUUCGAUGGAUCGACCACGACCCGAAGAAGCGCAAAGCACACAUAGCCGAAUUAAUGAGCCAAAUACGUUUGGGUUUGCUGGAGACUCAAUAUUUCAUGGAGAACGUGAAGGAGCACCCUUACGUAGUUAGGAACCAAGCGUGUCGGCCCAUGCUCAUCGAGGCGCUGAAGUUCAUCUACGAGCUAGAAACUUUUAGCAUUAACAACGAGAAAAUAGCGACGCCGAAAAUCGGGAGACCACGGAUCCCGUAUGAGAUCCUCUUCGCGAUUGGAGGGUGGACCAAAGACAUGGCGACAAACUACAUGGAAACGUAUGACACGAGGGCUGACCGCUGGGUCAAGGUGCCGCAGGUCGAUCCGUUCGGGCCAAGGGCACACCACGGCAGCGCGGUUAUUGGCGACAACAUUUACGUGGUUGGGGGCUUCGAUGGACACAGUUUCUUCAACAGCUGUCGGCGCUUCAACGUCGUUACGAAAAUCUGGCGAGAAGUUGCGCCUAUGAACUUCAGGAGAUGCUACGUAAGCGUGACCGUGUUGAACGACUUGGUAUACGCAAUGGGUGGCUUCGAUGGGCUCCACCGAUUGUCGAGCGCCGAGCGCUACGAUUACCGACGCAACCAGUGGUCCCUCAUUGCCCCAAUGCGCUAUCAACGAUCAGACGGCGACUGCACUACACUCGACGGCAAAAUAUACGUGGCAGGCGGUUGCAACAGCGCCGGCGAGCUGCUCAAUACGGCCGAGUAUUACGACCCUCGCACCAAUCAGUGGACCCUUAUCGCCCCCAUGCGGUCCAGACGCUGCAGCCUUCGCUGCAUCGCUUACCACGGCUCCGUUUACGCGAUAGGCGGUUACAACGGAAUUUCGAGCGUAACGGUGGCCGAGAGAUACGAUCCGAAGAACAACAUGUGGAUCCGCACGCCAGACAUGUACACGCCGCGCAGGAACUUCGCCCUCGAAGUCAUCGACGACCGCAUCUUCGCCAUCGGAGGCUUCGCCAAUUACUCCACGAGCCACGUCGAGUGCUACGACGACGAGACCAAUCAGUGGUACAAAGCCGACGACAUGUGGGUGAACCGUUCGGGUUUGUCAGCCUGUGUACUGGUGGAUCCACCGAACGUGCACGAUUACCUGCACAAUCGACGCGAACAGUUGCUCGAGGAGAAUCGUCAGCGACAGACCAAGAGCAACCUCAAUCAAUGAACCGCGUACGUCGCACGUCGCGAAUCGACAGAUUUUGGAGGCGCAAGUUCUUCCGCUGGUUCGCUUGAAAUUCCCGAUUGUUUUGAUCUCUGAAUUCGUUCAUGUAUUUUAACUCGCGUGGCUUCGAUUAAAUUUCACGCACACUUAAUAACAAUCUCGCCUUUCCAUUUACUCCCCCGAGAUUAAAAUUCGUCGCUGCUCGCUCGAAAUUCACUCGGCCACCAUGCAUAUCUUAUCCUCGCAAAUUUCUCUCGUAUCUUAUCUGUAAAUGUGCAAAAGUCUCUUCUAAC
Molecule: messenger RNA, 2141 nt
Organism: Phymastichus coffea
Lineage: Eukaryota; Metazoa; Arthropoda; Insecta; Hymenoptera; Eulophidae
Gene: klhl10
Product: kelch-like protein 10
Exons: 8
Coding region: 1-1851 (616 amino acids)
Molecular function (GO): protein binding
Source: RefSeq, a predicted model, not a curated record